Molecule: messenger RNA, 651 nt
Organism: Coniophora puteana RWD-64-598 SS2
Lineage: Eukaryota; Fungi; Basidiomycota; Agaricomycetes; Boletales; Coniophoraceae
Exons: 4
Coding region: 1-651 (216 amino acids)
Source: RefSeq, a predicted model, not a curated record
AUGCCCAUCUCUGACGCUACUGAUGUAUCCUACCUCAUUGGCCCGGUCGAAAUUGGUACACUAGUCAGUGCGAUACUUCUGGGGUGCGCGAUACUACAGGGUUAUUUUUACCAUUGUAACUGCCAAAAUGACUCUUGCAAGAGAAAGGCCUUCGUAAGCCACUUAUUUUCCCUUUUGGCCGACUUCCUUCACUUCGUUUUCUGCUCAGCGAUGCUUUGGAGGCUCACAAUAUCAGCUUUUGGAAACUUGCAGCAAGUCAAAGCGUUCCCGACGUCCGCACUCAGUGGGACAGCGACGAUGACAGCGGUGAUGAACAUUCUGACGCAGUCAUACUACGCUCUCCGCCUCUGGAAGCUCUCUACACGCUUCAUCCUCCCCUUCAUGGUCGCCAUCUCCACGAUAAUAUCCACAAUUGUAACAUUGUGCUGUGCAGGUCAAAUAGUGGUUCACGGUGCUGGGUGGCUUGACAGUCAUCGAUGGUUGAUCAUAUUGGGAUUAUCCUCAGAGAUCUGGGGAUCCGUCCUUAUCACGGCAGGCACGGCGUGGUUCCUCCACAAGUCGAAGUCAUGGGCUCUCCGCAACACUGUACGGAAGAUUGAUAAACUGAUCGUUUGGACAAUUGAGAUCGGUUUACCUCCCAGGUACUUUUGA